Molecule: messenger RNA, 3428 nt
Organism: Terrapene triunguis (Three-toed box turtle)
Lineage: Eukaryota; Metazoa; Chordata; Testudines; Emydidae
Gene: KCTD3
Product: potassium channel tetramerization domain containing 3
Exons: 19
Coding region: 196-2703 (835 amino acids)
Biological process (GO): protein homooligomerization
Molecular function (GO): protein binding
Source: RefSeq, a predicted model, not a curated record
GUGGGGAGGCGGCGCGGCCUUUGCUGGCCUGAGCCCGCGGGGCCGCAGCUUCUCGGGACCCGGGUUCUCCCGCACUGGCCCACGCCCGGGACAGCCCCGCUGCACGUUCCCCCAGCUCCUGCUGGUUCCGUGGGUUCCGGCUGCGGUGGAAGGUGGCGGCGGGCGCUGCAGGCGGCGGCGGCGGCGGCGGGGAAGAUGGCGGGGAAUGGUGGGAGCUUCGCCGGCGCGGGAAGCGGGGAGAUCAUCCAGCUGAAUGUAGGGGGCACCAGGUUCAGCACCUCAAGACAAACACUAAUGUGGAUUCCAGACUCCUUUUUUUCCAGUUUACUGAGUGGAAGAAUUUCAACACUUAAAGAUGAAACUGGUGCUAUAUUUAUUGAUCGAGAUCCAGCGGCAUUUGCACCCAUUUUAAAUUUUCUUCGUACAAAGGAGCUAGACUUACGGGGAGUGAGUAUUAAUGUUCUCAGGCAUGAAGCUGAAUUUUAUGGAAUCACUCCUUUAGUAAGAAGACUACUCUUAUGUGAAGAGCUGGAACGCUCAUCAUGUGGCAGUGUCCUUUUUCAUGGCUACUUGCCUCCACCAGGCAUUCCCUGUCGUAAAAUAAACACUACUGCUGGGCCAUGUAUUGAUGUUAGAACAGGUCAGAACUACUCUGAAGGUGAGGUUCGAGGAGGUAGUGUCCAACCUACACUUGCUGGUACUGGGGAAGGCACAGUCAGGCUAGAACAUUGUCUCCCCUUUGGCUCAACUGGCGCUGAACAAUUUUAUCUACCCCACAAGCCAAUAGGAUUUCCUGUGGAUCCACGAAAGGUUCUGAUAGUAGCUGGCCACCAUAAUUGGAUUGUAGCUGCAUAUGCCCAUUUUGCUGUUUGCUAUAGAAUCAAAGAAUCUUCAGGAUGGCAACAGGUUUUCACAAGUCCAUAUCUGGAUUGGACUAUCGAACGAGUAGCUCUGAAUGCCAAGGUCGUUGGAGGUCCACACGGGGACAAAGAUAAGAUGGUUGCUGUUGCCUCUGAGAGUAGCAUCAUCCUGUGGAGCAUUCAGGAUGGCGGAAGUGGGAGUGAAAUUGGAGUGUUCAGUCUUGGAGUCCCUGUAGAUGCCCUCUUCUUCAUUGGCAACCAGCUGGUGGCUACUAGUCAUACAGGGAAGGUGGGAGUAUGGAAUGCUGUGACUCAGCACUGGCAGGUUCAGGAUGUUGUCCCUAUCACCAGCUAUGAUACUGCUGGAUCUUUCCUACUGCUGGGCUGUAACAAUGGCUCUAUAUAUUACAUUGAUAUGCAGAAGUUUCCCUUGCGAAUGAAGGAUAAUGAUCUUCUGGUGACAGAACUUUAUCAUGAUCCCUCCAAUGAUGCCAUUACAGCACUCAGUGUCUACCUCACACCCAAGACAAGUGUAAGUGGUAAUUGGAUUGAGAUUGCGUAUGGCACCAGCUCCGGAGCAGUAAGAGUGAUUGUACAGCACCCUGAAACAGUUGGGUCAGGCCCUCAACUUUUUCAGACCUUUACAGUUCAUCGAAGUCCUGUUACAAAGAUCAUGCUGUCUGAGAAACACCUUGUGUCAGUUUGUGCCGACAACAACCACGUUCGGACAUGGACAGUGACUCGAUUCAGAGGAAUGAUUUCCACACAGCCAGGGUCUACUCCCUUAGCUUCAUUCAAAAUCUUGUCCUUGGAGGAAACAGAGAGCCAUGGUAGUUACUCUUCUGGAAAUGACAUAGGACCAUUUGGAGAGCGUGAUGAUCAACAAGUGUUCAUCCAAAAAGUUGUUCCUGUCACUAAUAAACUCUUUGUCAGGUUGUCUUCUACUGGGAAAAGAAUAUGCGAGAUCCAGGCCGUAGACUGUACCACAAUUUCUUCGUUUACUGUACGAGAAUGUGAAGGAUCCAGUAGGAUGGGCUCAAGACCACGACGUUACCUCUUUACAGGUCAUUCAAAUGGCAGUAUUCAGAUGUGGGAUUUGACCACAGCGAUGGACAUGGUUAAUAAAAGUGAAGAGAAGGAUGUAGGGGGUCCGACAGAAGAAGAGCUGCUUAAAUUGCUUGAUCAGUGUGAUCUGAGCACCUCACGCUGCGCUACUCCUAACAUCAGUCCAGCAACUUCAGUAGUUCAGCAAAGCCGUCUGCGGGACUCAAGCUCUAGCCUCCAGUUACAGCACCAUGAAACCAUCCAUGAAGCUGCUACGUAUGGCUCAGUAAGGCCAUAUAGAGAGAGUCCUUUAUUAGCAAGGGCAAGACGGACUGAGAGCUUUCACAGUUACAAGGACUUUCAGACUUUUAAUAUUAACAAUAAUAUGGUGGACAAGGCUGUCCCUGAGAAUGGCAAUCUGAGUCCAGUACAAGCUGAAAUGAAGAAGACAGCAGGUGAGAGCAAUCCAACAGACAAAAAGGCAACAGUACUUGAAGUAAGAGCUACUAGAAUAUCAUCAGAUGCUGGGGCAGAAGUUCAGAAAGUGCCUGAAAGCUCUUCAGAAGUGAAGAAAAGAGUGCCAGAUGAUGAAAGUGAGAACAAAGAGAAUAAAAAGAAAAGUGGAUUUGAUGGAGGGGGGCUCCUGGGAAGAAAGAAGGUACCUCCUCUGGUGUCUUCACCAAUUAUUGUGGAAGGAGGGCCUGAAUCACCUGGUACGGCGUCCCCAUCACCCACAAAGACUACCACUUCUCCACGCCACAAGAAAAGUGACUCUGCCUGCCAAGACUAUAGCUUGUGAAAAUGCUAAAAGUGAUGUACAUUUGUUUUCAAGGGUUCAGAUGAAAGUUUAACACUUAACUGGAUGUAACUUUUACACUACAGAUUCAUCCUUUAAAAAGGUUUCAUUUGAGUGUCUCUAACUGAAAGAGUUAAAACUGUAAUAAGUUUUCAUAGUGCAUCUCAACAACUUGGGUUUACAGCACAACCAGCAAACAUACUCUAAAUUGAUGUACUUCAUUUUCAUAUUGUAUAAAGCCAAACAAUACUUGGUACAAAACAUUGAUGUAAAAUCCUGUUUUAUGCAGUCCAGCAUGCACUACAGUAUUUGUCUUAGGAAGAGUUUUAUAGGUAACUUUCUAAGUCCCAUUACUGGACCUUCCCUUUGCAAUCACCAAAAUAUUAAAUGUCUGUCACCUGCUUACUGGCCCUUAAAGUUACCAUGAAUAUUAUUUGCAAUUCCUUGGGGUUACCCAUUGUGUUCUUUCACCUCCUUCAAGUUAAUAGAAAAUUAGCUGGGUGCUAAACGCUGUUUCAUCACUUAGAAAAGCUUCUCUUGCUGAAGUUUGCCUUGUUUGUAGAGCGACUAUGUUGUUUUUCAGUAUUGAUCAAUUUGACAUUUAUGUGCUACAAUUCUUUUGUUUAUGAGAAACAUUCAAAAAGUCUUUAUGCUUACAGAUGCUCUAAAACAUUAUUUUGCAUAUCUUGGUCCUAAUAUUAAAAUGCAAAGGAAUGUUAUUACCUGUA